UCAAACGUGCUCCGGUGGGCAACGCUUCCUUUUACUUUUUAAUUUGAAAUGUAAAUUCAGUUAUUUCACCCAAAAAAAACAAAACCAAAACAAGAAUGAUAAUAAAAGGAAUAAUAAAUAAUAAAGAUAUAAACAACAGUUAGUUGGCUGAUGUUCACUGCGUUCCAUUUCGUUUCGUUCCGUUGCGCUUUUCAACCGGCGUUUUUGCGCAUGCGUGCGUGCGUGCACUGCGUGCUGCAUUUUGGUGUGUGUGUUGGUGCGACGCUUUAAAUGGCGUUUUAAGUGAAAUUAAAAUGACGGAUGUGCUGUAAUUUGCACACUCACGCUCGCUCGCUCGAUAAAUACAACAACAUCAACAACGGCGACAACAACAGCAACAAAGUAUAAAACCAAGAAUCAAGAGGAAUAAAUAAUAAAUAACAACACACGCUGUUUGGUGGCCGGGGCGUUGUAUUUGUAGCAUGUGCCUUAGUUGAUCGAAUUAAGUGCGAGUUUUAUAGCGCCCGCGGGACCGGGAACUGCAAUUGACUGCCAGCCGACUGGGCAACCGGAAAUGCAAGCCCCACAACAGCAAAAGCAACAAAAAAAUAACAAAAACAACAACAAAAACAACAGCAAGUGUAACACCCCCGCCCAGGAAACAGCGGCAAUAAGUGCUAAUAAGUGAGCCACAGACUAUAACUAAAACCGGAUGCAGGGCCACUAGUAAUUGCCAAUUUUAGUUAUCUCUUCGCCUCUUUUUUUCUUUUCGUUCAAUUGGAAAAAUCUGUUGGUUUUGUGUGCCUUAGUUUUUUUUUUAGUCAUGCUUAGGCGACUCAUAAUAUAUUUGCCUAAGUAACUUCGUCACGCACUGCGCAUCCCUCGAUUUUCUGGCUGCAUUCGUUCCCCCCUCAAAAUGCGGCUUUUGCUUCUGCAACGGUGGCCCCCCUCCCACCAAAGGGUCGCCUCCCGCCACCGAAACGCAAGUUAAAGCCAUAAACAAGCUAAGCUAAGAAAAAAAAACAGCAACACAAAAAGAUAAAGAAGCACAACAACAACAAAAAAUAAAGGGGUAACGAAAAAAACUCAAGGUGCGUUGCACUCGUUUUGUCAUUGAUUCCGCGGAUGCGAAAUAGCAUGCGGCAGUUGCAAGAAAAGAAACACAGGCAACAGCUGCUGCGACAAAAGCCAGGCCAAAAGCAAAAGCCAAAACCAAAACAGCGAUUAUUUCAAGCAUCCGCCUCCACUUUCCCAACCCUCCUUGCAAAAAAAACCCUUGCUGCCUGUCUUUUGUAACGUGGCCAGAACGUUGCCGGGCAAUUAUUAUUUUGUAAGACGUUUUACAAUUUAAUGGUUUUCAUGAAUGGACUUGGAUCCGACCCUCUGUCAGCAAAGGAGGCAGAGGGCCCUCCGGUUCAGGUUGAACCAGUUGAUUUGAGCUUGCGUUCGCCGCGCGCGAGCACUUCGCAUGGCAGCAGCAGCAGUGGCAGUGGCAGCUGUAAAUCCUCGUCGGCCAGCAAGGCAAUUGGCUACAGCAAUGGCAAGCAGAGUGGGUCCUCCGGCUCGUCCUCGUCCUCGGGCUUUGGAGCGGGAACAGCUGGUGCCGCCUCGUUGGGGGCCUUUGCCCGCCAGCAACAUCAGCAGCUGCAGCAGCAACAUCAGACGACGCAGCAGCAACAACAACUUUAUGCCUCCGGUGUGUCCAAGUUGCCAUUCUCGCCGUUCUUCGCGGCCUCGCCAUUCUUUUUCACCUAUCGACGGAUCAGUGGCGGCGGAAGUGGCAGCGGCGGUAUCAAGCAGGAGGACAACAACAACAGCUGCAGCUACAACAACGGCAGCAAUAGCGGUGGUGCAGGAUCCGCGGGGAGCAGCAUGCAGGACUACGAUCGCAAGUUCUCGCUGUUGAGUCUCUUCAAGAAUCCCUAUAAGUUCGGAGAUGGUCAGGCUACGAGAAAGUCCUCGCCCACUGGCGGCUCCAGCAAAUCCUUGGCCGGAUCGGGCUGCUCCUCCUCGCCGAGUUGGAAGAGCUAUGCGGGAUCGGGAUCGCCCCAUGCCGCCUUAAAUCCCGCCUUCGGUGGCAUGGCUUUGGGGGCGACGCGCAAGGACAGCAGCAGCUUCAGUGGCAUCAAUUUCGGCGGAGGGGGCUCCGCCUUCGGGCGAUCCUCCUCCUCGGACUCGGCGGCCAACAACGGCUACAAUGAUCUCUCCAAGAACCGCAAGGUGCACAAGUGCGACACCGAAGGAUGCGACAAGGUGUACACGAAGAGUUCGCACCUUAAGGCGCACAAAAGAACGCACACAGGCGAGAAGCCGUAUGUGUGCACGUGGGAGGGCUGCAUCUGGCGGUUCGCCCGAUCCGAUGAGCUGACCCGCCACUACCGGAAGCACACGGGCGUGAAGCCGUUCCGCUGCCAACUGUGCACCCGGAGCUUCAGCCGCUCGGACCACCUGUCGCUGCACAUGCGCCGCCACUGAGGAACUGCGACUGCCGAUCUGGCCAUACAUACUCGUACUCGUAUUCACACUGGUACUCAUGCGAGUACUCAUCCGGGUACUCGUACUCACAUCCGAGAAUACUCAUCCGAGAUGCUGCGGGAAAGCAGCUCUUUAUUAUUUAUAUGCACUCGAACCACUUCCAUUGAUCAUUCGCUGAGACCAGAUCAGAUAUUCCAUAUCGCCUAAGUAGCUCAAUUUUGAUUUUAAGAGGGCUCAAAGCCCAAUUUAGAUUUAGUUAAACUGUAGUUACAGGGCGGAAAGAUUUGUAAAAUUUUUCACAUUUUAAGCCCAGAGACAAUUGCCUUCAGAAGCCAAGUUAACAAAGUGGAUUAAUACCUACUAUAUAUAUAUAUAAAUAUAGAUAAAUAUCUGCAUAGUUAAAUAUACAUAUUUUUAGAGAUAGUUUUGGAUUGGUGCUAGCAACUUGCGUGUACAUAGAUCUAGAUAAACAUUUACAGCCUAGUUCGAUAAGAAGAAGUUUAACUAAUUUUAGAUCAAAUUUUUAUUGGUUAUUAAGUAGAAAAUUGUAUACAAAAAAAGAACUACAAAAGAGGCAAAACAACCGGAAGAGCCAAGCAAAGCAAUAUUUAUCUGAAUAGAAAUUCUCUCAUCUGUAGGAUAUCUUAAACAUUUUGUACUAUACGCAUAUGAUGUGAUAGUUGUUGAGGAUUUUGGCCAAGGGGAUUGGAGAGAGAGUAUACUUGCUCACUAGUAAAUUCCAUUUAUUCUUAAUCACUACGUUUCAAUUAUACUUCUUUUAUUUUAUUUCAUUCUGUAAUCGCUUUUCUCUUAUGUGCUAUAAAAUUAAAACUGUAACACAAUGUGCUUAACAAUUAAAAGGAAGUUAACAUAAAUAUUAUGUCACGAAGAUACACAUUUUUUAAAUGUUCCUUUUUGUUUUAUGCGAAUGUCUUUAAUUUAAAAAACUUACAUUAAAUUCAAAUUAAUGACAAGACAAUAUUUUUUAGGAUGUUUAAAAGACAAAUUGUAAAUUGAAUAUAUUUUCUGCUAAAGCAUUAAAUAAACAAUUAAAAUAUUUCA
Drosophila ficusphila is the source of this 3516-nucleotide messenger RNA. RefSeq names its product Krueppel-like factor luna. The record is from RefSeq and is a predicted model, not a curated record. The transcript has 5 exons. Gene Ontology annotation, molecular function: RNA polymerase II cis-regulatory region sequence-specific DNA binding; DNA-binding transcription factor activity, RNA polymerase II-specific. The coding region runs from base 1330 to 2454 and encodes 374 amino acids. Gene Ontology annotation, biological process: regulation of transcription by RNA polymerase II. NCBI's taxonomy places the organism in Eukaryota, Metazoa, Arthropoda, Insecta, Diptera, Drosophilidae.